Momordica charantia (bitter melon) is the source of this 4511-nucleotide messenger RNA. Lineage: Eukaryota; Viridiplantae; Streptophyta; Magnoliopsida; Cucurbitales; Cucurbitaceae. The record is from RefSeq and is a predicted model, not a curated record.
UAAUGAAGAAAAGGAGCAAGUUGAAACAUGAAGUAAAAUGUAAACCAUCUAUUUUUGUCACAAUUGUUUCUUACAAUGGCAUCAAAGUGAGGUGUGAAGGCUUGGAAACUUAUGCUCCAUCACGUGAACUGUCAGCGGGGCUUCUCAAUUGCAAUUCUUGCAACCACCCUUGCGCGGCUACGCCCCAAUGCUAUGGCCCUAUGAUUGACAGCGCAGAUUGUUAUUUGCUGAUGGGUCAACUACAAAUCAUUAUAAUGGUCGAUUUUCAGUACAAACAAACAUAAAUUCUUGUUCAAUAAUGUCUUCCACAUAAUGUUUGGCAUUUGGCAAUAAUAAUUGUCAAUUUUCCAAAGCUUCUACCGCCACUGUAAUUGGGUCAAAUUGGAGAAGAUGAUGCUGCACUGAUCGACUGAAAAUGUUCGAAACGAUGGGUUUGUGGGGCUCUCUGUUUCCUUCAGAGCUGUAAGGAUUCUGAGUUGCAGAGCGCUGGAGAGAAGCUCUCAGUCGCAACCCCAUUCAUGUCAGAAACUCGUUUUGAAAAAUGGCGCAUAGCGACAACUUCAAAUCUCAGACCCACCUCUCUCGGUUUCUCUCUCUCUUUCUCUACUCUUUCGGCCCAGACCAUCUGGUGGACAUUAAUAAUGAACUUUGUUUGUUCUCGAAAUGUUGACAAAACUGUCGAAGCGGAGGAGAAACGAGGGUGAAGUUUGAAAUUGAAUCGCCUUUUUCGGCGGUGAUUAGUUUGCUUUACUGUUUUUGCAUCGUUUAGCGUGUUUGACGUCUGGAAACAAAAAGUAGUAGGGAAAAGGAAGAAGUUCAAGGAUUAGUCAAAAAGUGAUUAGCAACCAUGAUCUGAAGUAAACGAACGCCAGGUGGGAAUAUCACGUGCUGUUCAUUCCAUCAGCGGCCGCUCCACUGUUUGAAAGGCACUUGGAAUAAAAUUAAUAGCGCAAACCCACGGGGGAGAAGAAUAAUUACCUGAGAAAGUGAAUCUCCCAUCGCAUUAUCAGCAAAGAUCAUCAAAGUUCUCAGCCCAUUCUGGAAAAAUGCUGUGCGCUUGCUCAGGAGAGCAAUUUAAGUUCGAAGAGCCACCACAGUCACCAGAGUCACUUGCAACGAGGGAUUUCUCGGCCAGUUGCCUUUCCUCGAGAACUGGAGACUGGGAUUCAAAAUUUGAAGAUUCUCAAGUAGAUGAAGUUGAAUCCACUUUAAGAGAAGCCCUCUCAUUAAACUACGAGGAAGCCAGAGCUUUGCUGGGGAGGCUUGAAUAUCAAAGAGGAAAUUUUGAUGCUGCCCUUCAGGUAUUUCAAGGUAUAGACAUUAGAUCUUUAAUGCCAAGAAUGAUAAAGGCAAUCGCUGAAAAGAGUAGGGAGGAAAAACCUCGUCCUAAAGGAGACGGUGCACCCCCUAGUGGUGUAAUGUCCAUGCAUUCUGUUAGUCUGCUUCUUGAAGCAAUUUUACUCAAGGCAAAAUCACUGGAGGAACUUGGCAGAUAUAUAGAGUCUGCCAAAGAGUGCAGGAUAAUUCUUGAUACGGUGGAAUCAGCUCUACCCAACGGAAUGCCUGAGUGCUUUGGUGAAGACUGCAAAUUGCAGGAAAUGCUUCAAAAAGCUUUGGAACUACUACCUGCUUUGUGGACUAAGGGAGGCCAUCUCGAUGAGGCCGUAAACGCCUAUCGCCGGGCUCUUGUUAAACCAUGGAAUUUAGAUCCAAAUAAGUUGGCUGCCAUACAGAAAGAAUUGGUUGGCACAUUACUUUAUGGAGGUGUUGAAGCAAGCCUUCCGCUUAAGUUCCAUGUAUUCGGUCCAAGAACACCUAAAAAUAAUGUGGAAGAAGCAAUCCUUUUGUUGUUAAUACUCAUGAGGAAAGUGGUGAUGCAGGAAAUAAACUGGGAUCCAGAGAUUAUGAAUCAUCUGACUUAUGCGCUUUCUAUCACUAGACAAUUUGAAUUACUCGCUGAGCAUGUGGAGCAGAUCCUUCCUGGAAUAUUUAGUCGAGCUGAGAGGUGGUACUUUCUUGCUCUUUGUUACAAUGCAGCAGGACAGAAUGAAGCAGCUUUGAACCUUGUAAGGAAAGUUUGCGGUUUCUCUGAAGUAAAGAACAAACCCCAUUUUCAUUCUUUUUUGUUGCUUGCAAAAUUGUGUUCAGAGGACACAAAAUAUGCAAGUGCUGGAAUUGAAAUUGCUCGUAGAAUGAUCGAUAUGGCCUGUGAAGAAAGUAAACACUUCACUUCUGAAGCCCACAAAUAUUUAGGUGUUUGCUAUGGGAAUUCAGCUAGAGCUUCUGUAUCAGAUUCUGAAAGAAUUCUUUUCCAAAGUGAGUCAUUGAACUCCCUAAGAGUUUCUUCUCUCAGUGGGAGGCAUGACCCAGAAGUAAUGUUCAAUAUUAGCUUGGAAAAUGCUGUACAGAGAAAUCUUGAUGUUGCCUUCUACAGCGCAAUGAGAUACUCAAAUAUGGUGGCUGACGGUUCUGGAAGAGGGUGGAAGCUUUUGACGCUCAUAUUUUCAGCUGAGCAGCGAUUCAAGGAUGCCGAAACCAUAGUUGAUUUUGCUUUGGAUGAAGCUGAGAGGACGGAUCAAUUAGAUUUUCUUCGACUGAAAGCUGUACUCAAAAUUGCUCAGGAGCAACCAAAGCAAGCAAUAGAAACCUACAGAAUCUUGCUGGCUCUAAUUCAAGCACGUGGAGAACUUCAGCUUCAGGCUAAGAACUUUGACCAAUCGAAAGACUUGGAGCUAGAGGCAACGAAAGAAUGUAACUUGGAAUGCGCAGCCUGGCAGGAUUUGGCUGCCAUAUAUGCAAAACUUGCUUCCUGGGCGGAUGCAGAAAUUUGUCUGAAUAAAGCCAAAUCAUUAGAUGUUCAUUGCCCCAGAGGUUGGCAUACAACAGGCAAGUAUUUUGAAGCUCGAUCAUUACACAAGGAAGCCCUUGUUUCAUUCUCAGUCUCUCUGUCAAUCGAUCCUGAUUAUGUUCCGAGUAUCAUCUCAACAGCAGAAGUGUUAAUGAAAUGCGGUAACCAAUCGCUUCCGAUUGCACGCAGCUUGCUGAUGAAUGCUGUAAGAUUGGAUCCUACCAGCCAUGAAGCAUGGUUCAACCUUGGAGUGCUGUCCAAAAUGGAAGGUCUAUUGCUACAAGCUGCAGAUUUUUUUCAAGCUGCACAUGAACUCCAGCUUUCUGCUCCUCCUCAGAGUUUCGUCUAAAAGAAUAUUUCUUUCGCCUUCGGAGUGGAAGAGUGCCAAGUCAGAAUACUGAAGGCAUUGGUUGUGUCACCAGUAUAUUCCAUCAAUCUUCAUUCCUUCAGCAUUCUUGAUCUCACAUAAUUACAAAGCUGAAGGAAAGUUGGACCAAACCAUCACUUGCAAGAUUUUAGGCUAGAGAAAUAGUUCCAAAUUCUGCAAGUACAAAUCAACUGAUUUUGUAUAGUUGAAUCAAGGAUUUAGUAGCGUAUCAAGUAAAUAGCAUAUUUUUGCAGUAUUUUUCUUCCUAACAAGAUCCAAAAAAUAGCAUGAACUUCAUUCAUCACCAGAAUAGGAAAUUGAAACGAGCAAGUAGUCAAGGAUUGUAGCGAAUUUCAUGUUCUGUUACGUUCCAUCUAUAACUAAACAUGAUUAUCAUGCUCGCAGCUUGUAUGCUAAUUGAUGAAGCAUUGUUUGUUAAGCAAACCAAAAGAUAAAAGUUGUUGGAUGCGAAUCUGUGAUGUUUGAACCAUGAGAGUCAAAGAACCAAAAUGACUGGCAAUGACUGCUCAUCAGUCAAACCACCUGAUUUGUCAAAGGAAACACCAGUCAUUUACCAGUCUGGUGAACCCACCAAGGCCUGAUUUCUGAUAGCAACAGGUAACCUGUAGUUAGGAAAACUAGACAACAUCCAAAAUUAUCAAAAUUGACUCGCAAUCUAAAAAUUUGGAAUCUUGUUACCGAGCUCAGCAAGCUUCAAUCCUUGGUUGGGACUUGAGAUGAUUGCAGGAUUUUGAACCAACGAACCACUCUCAAGUCUGAUCAGAUAACGUGUAAAUGCCAACGAUAUCAACAGCAAGUUCGAACAAAGAAAAAACAAACCAUUUUGAGCUUAACAUAUUCUCCAUCCUGAUACAAGAUGAUCCUUAUCUAAAAGAUUAAGUAGCAUCUUGUUAGAAAAAAGAAAAAAGUUCUGAGACUUUUAUUUAUGUGAGAGUUUAUUUUCGGGCAUAAUGCCUUAGUUGAUAAUCAUCAGAGACCAGUUUUCUUCAAGAGAGUGAAACAAGGGAGUUGGUCCAGGAAAAGUUUCUGUACAGUAACUGCAUAUAUAUGAUAUGUAAAUAUAGAGAUGACAAGUUAGAGUAAAAUUUACAUGGAAGAUAAGUGUCAAAGAAUACAAGUUUGCACACUUAUUGUUUUCCUUGAUUCAUGAAUAACAAAUACAAGAGUGCAGUUUCUUCCAAGAACUUCUGCCUUGGAGACUUGGGGGUAUAGACAAGUUGCUUGGCACAACAGGAGCACAGGAAAGCGGCCUAUAUAAUCUUCCUUUCAUUAACA